CGUCAGAGUUGACCUUUGACCUGAUUGGAGGUCUUUACCUCACCUGCACAGCUGUGGUAAGAGGAGGAGAAACACUGAAACGGCAGAUUUUCAGCGUCACAUUACAGCUGAAAUAAAAUGAACAGUUGAUGAGUUUCACAGAAGAGCUGCAGACGACUUUUGUUUGUCUUUACGAGUUUUAAUUUACCAGGUUUUACUCAACAACUCAGCAGAGUCUCUGUCAAAGACUGGCGGACAGAAAAUCAACAACUUAAACUCUGACGACAUGCAAAUGUGGUGAUUGUGGAAGAAAAACAGCUGUGAGACGACGAGGACAACAAGAGACACGGUGAAGGACCACAAAUACACGAGAGAGUCAGACUCAAAGGAAGAAGAAAAGUGAAAGUAACCAACAAGUUGUGGACAUGUCUGCUGCCAGCUGUCUGCUUUCUGAAGAUCAGUUCUUGUGCUCCAUCUGUUUGGAUGUUUUCACCAAUCCAGUUAGCACACCAUGUGGACACAACUUCUGUAAAAAGUGCAUCACUGAGUGCUGGAAAACCCGUGGUACUUGUCAAUGCCCCAUCUGUAAAACAGCUUUUGACACAAGACCUGAGCUGAAGGUCAAUAUUUUCAUCUCUGAGAUGGUUGAUCAGUUCAAACAGAAAGUCAGCAGCAGCUCAGAGCAACGAUCUGCUGAACCAGGAGAAGUUCUCUGUGACAUCUGUCCUGAAGCCAAACUGAAGGCCCUGAAGUCCUGCCUGGUGUGUCUGAUGUCCUACUGUGAGACUCACCUGGACCUUCAUCUGACAAGGUCAGGCCUGAAAAGACAUCAGCUGAUCGACCCUGUGGAGAACCUGGAAGGCAGAAUGUGUGAGAAACAUGACAAACUGCUGGAGCUGUUCUGUAAGAACGACCAGAUGUGUGUCUGCAUACUCUGCACUAUUUUAGACCACAAGUCACAUGAUGUUGUUCCUCUGAAAGAAGAAUAUGAAGGAAAGAAGGCUGAGCUGAAGAAGACAGAAGCUGAAAUUCAGGAUAUGAUCCAGAAUAGACGACUGAAGAUUCAGGAGAUCAAAAAGUCAGUUGAGCUCAGCCAGAAAAAUGCAGACAAAGACAAAUCAGCUGGUGUUCAGAUCUUCACUGCUCUGUUGGAGUCUGUUCAGAGAGGUCUGAAUGAGCUCCUCGAGACCAUCGAGGAGAAGCAGAAGAUGACAGAGGACCAGGCUGAAGGCUUCAUCACAGAACUGGAACAUGAAAUCUCUGAGCUGCAGAAGAGGAGCUCUGAGGUGGAGCAGCUCUCACAGUCUGAAGACCACCUCCACCUCCUCCAAGGCUUCCAGUCCCUGAGCCCUGCUCCACCCACCAAGGACUGGACUGUGGUCAGAGUCCAUCCACCGUCAUAUGAGGGGAGUGUGAUGAGAGCUGUGAGUCAGCUGGAGGAGACCAUCAGAAAAGACAUGAAGAACGUGAGUGAAGCUGAACUGAAGAGGGUCCAGCAGUAUGCAGUGGAUGUGACUCUGGAUCCUGAUACAGCACAUCCUUACCUCAUCCUGUCUGAUGAUGGAAAACAAGUAAAACAUGGUGAUAAACGGAAGAAUCUCCCAGACAACCCAGAGAGAUAUUCAUAUCAUGUCAGUGUUUUAUCAAAGCAGAGUUUCUCUGCAGGAAGAUUUUAUUUUGAGGUUCAGGUUAAUGGGAAGACUGAGUGGACUUUAGGAGUGGCCAGAGAGUCCGUCAACAGGAAAGGAAACAUCACAUUCAGUCCUCAGAAUGGUUACUGGGCAAUAAGGUUGAUUGAUGAAAGUAAGUACAAAGCUCUUUCUGACCCUUCAGUCUGUCUCUCUGUGAGGUCUCAGCCUGAGAAGGUCGGGGUGUUUGUGGAUUAUGAGGAGGGUCUGAUCUCCUUUUAUGAUGUUGAUGCUGCAGUUCUUCUUUACUCCUUUACUGGCUGCUCCUUCACUCAGAAAAUCUACCCAUAUUUUAGUCCUCGUCUGAAUGCUGGUGGUAAAAACUCCGCCCCUCUGAUCAUUUGUCCUGUCAAUCACACUGAAUAAAAUAAACAUUUGAGUUUGUGUUUGAAAUAAGGGAAAAAACGGUUUCAUGUUCUUAAUUAAUCACAUUUUUAGAUUUGUUUGAAUGAUCACAUUACUUUUUUUAUUUGCUUAUAAAAUGGUCACGUUUUUGAUCUACUUUUAUUGAUUCAUGUAAAAUUCAAACGUGUCAUGUUUUAUGAAUCUAAAAAUGCUGAUAACUCAGGAAUAAUAUCUGAUAAAGUGUAAUGAUCAGUUGUAUCACUGUAUUCAGUUAUUAAAUUAAAAAUAUUGAUCU
Molecule: messenger RNA, 2307 nt
Organism: Thalassophryne amazonica
Lineage: Eukaryota; Metazoa; Chordata; Actinopteri; Batrachoidiformes; Batrachoididae
Product: E3 ubiquitin-protein ligase TRIM21-like
Exons: 3
Coding region: 405-2033 (542 amino acids)
Molecular function (GO): zinc ion binding; protein binding
Source: RefSeq, a predicted model, not a curated record